AUGCCGGGAUGGCUGUGCUCACCGCACGUCCGGCUAGGCUGCACCAGGCACAUGUACACGGUACUUGACGUCGGCACCCAUCUGUCCACGGCCGGCGAGUACACUGUACGUACGUACGCCUGCGCCGUACAGCACCUGGGCGGGCUCCCUGCCGUGCGUGCGGGCACAAGCACUCGUGAUGAUUGUUACCGCACAUGGUAUGGUUUGCACGCACAUGCACCAACAUGCACACCUGCGCGCUCACCAUCUGGCGCCAAGGCGGAAUGGACCGCCACGUACCGGCUGCAUGUCACGUCGAGGGAUCGUGUGCGUGGCAUGCAUGCGCUCGUAUCGGCACUCCGCAGCGCGGCCGAGCUGAGCCGCACCCUCGCCUCGGCCGAUACGGCCCAUCGGUGCCUGGGUGUGCGUGCCGCGGUGCGUUGGCGCAGCAUGCGAUGGUACGCGCGCGGGGGCGCCCAACUACACGCACCCACCUAUGCUACGGCAUGCGCGUGUGCUGCACGCAUCGGCUCGAGUCAGCGAGCAGGCCGCGGAGGGCCGGUUGGCGACUCGCGGCGGGUCCGUCCGCGCGGGAGGAACGCACGAAAGGCAUGCGACGACGGAGUAUGCUCGGCACGACAAGUCACGGCAGAGGGUCGCACGAAAAUGCAUACAAGUAGGGCACCAGAGUGCCCGGCACGGCACCACGACCGUGGACGGCACGGAAAGACAGGUGCACGUCACGACGGAGGAAUACUCGCCGCGAAUAAUGCCAGAGGACGGCGCGACAAGGCACGCAGGUCGUUGCACGGCCACAGAGCACCUGGCCCCGCCUGGCGAAAGGCUUCCAAGUACGACCACGGUACCAUGACCACGGAGUAUAACCUGCACGACCACGGAGCACCUGGCAAUUACCACCUCCACCAGAGGACGGCACAAAAGCCGCACGACUAUAGAGUACCUGUCACCAUUAGUUCCAGUGGACCGCACAGAAAGGCAUGCGACGACGGAGUAAUACGUGGUGCUGCAAAUAAUACCAGAGCACCGAUCGAAAAGCCAGGCGACCGCAGAGUAUCAGGUACUGCGACCACAGAGUGCCAGGCACUGCGACUACAGAGUACCCGGUACUGCGACCACCUAGUGCCAGGCACCGCGACCACGGCACCGCACGAAAGGCGCAAGGCGAUUGCAGAGCACUCCGUGCCUAGUACGAUUACUGCCGCACGAAAAGGCAUGCAAGUAAUACUGUACAAGCACGACCACAGAGUACCCGGUACCGACACCGCAGGACCGCCCGAAAGGCAGACGACCACGGCACCGAGUACAGAGUACCCGGCACCGGAGGAGAGGCAAGCGCUCGCACUUGCUCGCACGCAUCCAUAG
Molecule: messenger RNA, 1362 nt
Organism: Drechmeria coniospora
Lineage: Eukaryota; Fungi; Ascomycota; Sordariomycetes; Hypocreales; Ophiocordycipitaceae
Exons: 2
Coding region: 1-1362 (453 amino acids)
Source: RefSeq, a predicted model, not a curated record